UAAAAUUAUUUUAAUGAAUUAGUGAUUAUAAUUUUUUUAAGGCAAAGUAAAUCGGGUCUAACAUGUCACGUAUUUGGAGACAGAGAGAGUAUGAUUUGUUUCCUUCAAAACCAAAAAAUUGAAAUAGUGGCAAGUACUUUGUAUAUGGUUAUUGUACCGGAAAGAAAGGGCAAGUUAACCAACCUAGUAUGAUACUACUAUAGGAGCUGUAACCAAAUCAUGCCUUAGCGGCUUAGCACUGAUACAAUCUUUUGGUAAAUUAGGUUUUUUUAAAAGUUUCGGUUAUAGAGUCAAGAUUGCUGAAAACAGAAUUUCAUUAAAAUGUUUUUGGUGCAAAUCUCUCUGGAAUUAACCUGCAUCUGUCACGUGCAAUUAUCGUACUGAUGUACGAGUAAUAAUAUUUAUCAGUUUAUCAUCGAUCCCUUACCAUUUAACGAGAAUGUUGUCCGUAGCCUGUUUUGAAACUUAUUAUCAGUAUUCACUAUUCAGUGUAAGUUGAUAGACAGCUAUGCUGUUUGUUAGCAGUGACUUUUUAUUUUUGUUUUUAACCGUCGUUCUUCUCUAUUUCUUCGAUGCAAAUCCUAUAAUUUGCCAAUCGAUGCAAUAAUUUCCUGGUAUAUGGUCUUAUGUACUGUUAUAGGAGUGCUAAAUGCUUCUAUCAACAGUGGUAUGGUUCGUUUUUUGCUACUCGUAUUAUAAAUGCUCUCCCUUAACUUGAAUGACUGCUGGUCUGCUGGGCACAGCAACAACUAGAAGCUUGUCAAUGAUAAGUUAUGAAUAUUUUAUUAGUGGUUUUGGGUGAACGAGGUUAAUGUACAGAAACACCAGCUUAACGGGUGUUUUUUCGUGCGAUUAUGGUUCACGAAAAUUCCAUAACAAAGUUUUGGUAAUAGACUUGGAAUAAUAUGGUUUAGCCCUAACUCUGUGACCUAGAGAGAUAUGUAUGUUCAAAUUCUGAGGGUAGAGGAUCUAUAGUAGCCCCUCAGGUUUGCCUGUAUGAUUGUAUAUUACUUUUAGAUUCUGGAUGACAGCCUGAAUCUACUUUGGAUAUCACAUGAAUGAGAAGUUUUGCUUAAAAUCUGAGAGGAUUUUACAUGCCAUGCUUAGGUGCCUAAUGAUCCACAUCCUUAAGUUUAAUGGUUGAUGAGCAUGUUUAACUAAUGAACUAUCCGGUUUAGUCUUAGCCAUUCGGCAGACACAAUUAUGCUAUUUUGAUAGGCAGUGGCUCGUCAUGUAGGUCCCUAGUGAGUCCUGCUGUGCAAAAGUGAGGAAAACCCCAUCCCUCCGUUUCUUUGCCAUCUCCAUGUCCUCAUUAGGACCACAUAUAGGGUUUUCCCUCUUUCUACGUAUAAAUGUAUAAUACAUGUACGAGGUGUUCCCAGAUAGCCAAUUUUGAACAAACUCCCCCCCUCCCCAACCCAUGCUAAAAUGAAAUAAAUAACUAAGGAAAUAGAAACAACAUAGCUAUGUUUCGUGAAAUAAUGAUUGAACCAACUCUCUGUUAUUGAAUAAAUGCAUGGUUUUGCAUGCAUAUAUACCCCUAGCUCCCAAUAACCUAGUUCCAACGCCCAAUAACCUAGUUCCAACGCCGCAUGCACGCGCACACACACACAAAGAUUUCCAUAGUUCACAUCUCCACUCCUGUUUUUUCUCUUGCGAUGGAUCGCCAGCUCAAUCACAAGAAAAGCCUUUCUUGCUUCUUUGAUGAAGAUUUUACAGAAGAUCAAUCACCCAGCUUUCAACACCUCUCUAAGCAUAACCAAAAUUUUCUUGCUCGCCUUCAUGGCACUCAUUUCUACCCUGAUACCUCACCGAUGAUGUCUCAAAGCCCUGAAUCAUCCUGGUCUCCCUCUCCUUCGUUAACCCCCUCUCAUCCUUCUCUUCUCUAUUGCUGUAUCUCCUCUCUCCGUCGUGAUGGUGAUAUUUAUUCUCUCACUGUAUUCGGAGACCUAGUCUUAACUGGUUCAAGUAGUCGUCGAGUCUAUGCAUGGCAGUCGCUUGACUGCCAUGCAAAGGGUUACAUACAAUCUAGCUCCGGCGAAGUCCGGGCCAUGCAAGUCUAUGAUGACAUGCUCUUCACUGCACACAAGGAUCAUAAAAUUAGGAUAUGGAACAUGAGAACUUGCAGUGGUAGCUUUAGGGCUAGAAAAGUCCUUACCCUACCUUGUGCUAGCCAUUUCAAGAGUUUCAUUUGUAGGUCUGUUGUCCCACACCAUAGGUUAACUGCUAAUAAGCCAAUUACACCACAACAUAGGGAUAUAAUCUCUUGCAUGGCUUUUUACUAUGUUGAAAGUAUUUUAUACACUGGCUCAUUUGAUAAAACUAUCAAAGCUUGGAAGUUAAGUGUAAAGAAGUGUAUCGACUCGUUUGUAGCUCAUGGUGACCACAUCAAUGACAUGGUGGUCAACCAACAAAGUGGCUACCUUUUUACUUGUUCUUCAGAUGGAACAGUAAAGAUGUGGUUAAGGGUUUAUGGUGAACACAGCCAUGUCCUUAUUAAGGUCUUUAGUUUUCAUACCUACCCUAUUUAUGCCUUGGCUUUAGGUGUGUCACCAUCACAAAGGAGUUUCUUGUAUUCCGGAUCUUCUGAUGGAUGUAUAAAUUUCUGGGUGCAAGAGAUUUCUACUCACUACAAUCAUGGUGGAGUCUUAGAAGGGCAUCAGUUUGCGGUUCUUUGCCUAGUGACCCUAGAUAAUUUGGUGAUCAGUGGGUCUGAGGAUUCGACGAUCAGGAUUUGGAGGCGAGAGAAAAUAAGAUUUACUCAUGAGUCUCUUGCUGUUUUAGAAGGGCAUAGAGGGCCUGUGAGAUGCUUGGCUGCUUCUUUGCAGGACGAGCUUGUAACGAGUUUCUUGGUGUAUAGUGCUAGCUUGGAUCAGACAUUUAAGGUGUGGAGAGUAAAGCUCUUGUGAGAAGUGAAGAAAUCCCCUGGCCGCCAUAGCAAUGGAGAAGAUGAUAUGGAAGAUACAAAUUCUGCAGCGUGUGAGCCUAGCCCUGUGCUGUCUCCUUCAUGGGUUAAGAAGAAGCUUCAAUGUCGUAGUCUUAAAUAGUCCGUUUAAUUACAAGUUUUCAGGUUUUAUUUGUAAUAUUACUAAGUUGGAAUAUCAUCUUAGGAUAUUCAAAUAAAGUAGAUUAUGCAUGUUUAUGUAAUCAGUUGAAGUUACUUCAGCAACGAACAUGUAGUACACUAGUACGUAUGUAUUAUUAGUCUAUUAAAUUAUGUUCUAUUCCAUGUAAUUUUGCACCAUUACAUACCAAUUUAAGUUAUCAAUAAAAAUAAGUUUUGUUAUCUAAAAACAAUGCAAUGACCAUGAAAGAAAUUUUUGAG
This is a messenger RNA of Chenopodium quinoa (quinoa), 3325 nucleotides long. RefSeq names its product protein JINGUBANG-like. The record is from RefSeq and is a predicted model, not a curated record. The transcript has a single exon. NCBI's taxonomy places the organism in Eukaryota, Viridiplantae, Streptophyta, Magnoliopsida, Caryophyllales, Amaranthaceae. Bases 1593 to 2909 code for a protein of 438 amino acids. Gene Ontology annotation, molecular function: protein binding.